Molecule: messenger RNA, 1920 nt
Organism: Nomia melanderi (Alkali bee)
Lineage: Eukaryota; Metazoa; Arthropoda; Insecta; Hymenoptera; Halictidae
Product: heat shock 70 kDa protein cognate 4-like
Molecular function (GO): ATP-dependent protein folding chaperone; ATP binding
Source: RefSeq, a predicted model, not a curated record
ACAAUGGCUGCACCGGCAGUUGGCAUCGACUUGGGCACGACAUACUCAUGCGUCGGGGUCUUCCACAAUGGAAAAAUCGAGAUUAUCGCGAAUGACCAAGGGAACCGUACCACGCCGAGCUACGUCGCGUUCACCGACACCGAGAGGUUAAUCGGCGACGCCGCCAAGAACCAAGUAGCCAUGAAUCCUGCGAACACUAUUUUUGACGCGAAGAGGCUGAUUGGCAGACGCUUCGAUGAUCCAUCAGUGCAGGCUGACGUGAAACAUUGGCCGUUCACGGUUGUUAAUAACGGAGGAAAGCCGAAAAUCCAGGUCCAGUACAAAGAUGAAUCGAAAUCUUUUUUUCCUGAGGAGAUUUCUUCCAUGGUACUGACAAAGAUGAAGGAAACCGCGGAAGCUUAUUUGGGGAAGAGCAUCACGAGCGCCGUGAUUACGGUACCAGCGUACUUCAAUGACUCCCAGCGUCAGGCAACCAAAGACGCCGGUACUAUCUCCGGUUUGAAUGUCCUGAGGAUCAUUAACGAGCCGACUGCCGCAGCUAUUGCAUACGGCCUCAACAAAAAGGGACGCGGUGAAAGGAACGUUCUGAUCUUCGAUCUCGGCGGUGGCACUUUCGACGUAUCGAUACUGACUAUCAACGAUGGCAUAUUCGAGGUAAAAUCUACGGCAGGCGACACUCAUCUGGGAGGUGAAGAUUUCGACAAUCGCAUGGUGACACACUUCUCGGAAGAGUUCUCGAGGAAAUUCGGGAAAGACCUGACAGACAACAAGCGAGCAGUCCGGCGAUUAAGAACAGCUUGCGAGCGGGCGAAGAGGACUCUGUCGUCGUCGACGCAGGCCAACAUCGAAAUGGACUCUCUCGUCGACGGGAUUGACUUUUACACGUCGAUCACGCGAGCUCGUUUCGAGGAGCUAAACCAAGAUCUGUUCAAGAGUACUUUGAUCCCUGUCGAGGAAGCUCUACGCGAUGCCAAAAUGGAGAAAUCGAAAAUCAAUGAGAUUGUGCUCGUUGGCGGGUCCACCAGAAUCCCGAAGAUACAACGAUUGCUGCAGGAUUUCUUUAAUGGAAAGGAUCUCAAUAAAUCGAUUAACGCGGACGAAGCGGUGGCUUACGGCGCGGCCGUGCAGGCUGCCAUAUUGCAUGGCGACAAGUCGGAUACAGUGCAAGAUCUGCUGCUCCUGGACGUUACUCCACUUUCCCUCGGAAUCGAGACCGCUGGUGGUGUGAUGACUGCUCUCAUCAAACGCAACACCACGAUUCCGACCAAACAAACGCAAACUUUUACUACCUAUUCGGACAAUCAGUCGAGCGUUUUGAUCCAGGUUUACGAGGGCGAGAGGGCGAUGACCAAGGACAACAACCUUCUAGGAAAGUUCGAGCUAACAGGGAUACCGCCGGCACCUCGCGGCAUGCCUCAAAUUGAGGUAACCUUCGAUAUCGACGCGAACGGUAUUCUGAAUGUCUCCGCGGUUGAAAAGUCGACGCACAAGGAGAACAAGAUAACGAUAACCAACGACAAAGGACGGCUCACCAAAGAGGACAUUGAAAGGAUGGUGCACGAGGCGGAGAGGUAUCAUGAGGAUGACGAGACGCAGAGGGAGAGGAUCGCUGCGAAAAAUAAUCUUGAGUCCUAUUGCUUCAACAUGAAGAGCACCGUGGAGAACCAGAAGGUCAAAGAGAAAAUUACGGAAGAUGACCAGAAACGGGUGACGGAUACGUGUAACGAUAUCAUCAAGUGGUUGGAUACCAAUACAUAUGGUAGCAAGGAGGACUACGAAGCUAAGCUGAGGGAAGCUGAAAAUGUUUGUAAACCGAUCAUAACGAAGCUGUACGGAAGUGCGGGUGUACAAGGAUUCGGAGGAUGCAGUGGCCAGACCGGAAGUCCUCCGGAUGGUCCGACAAUAGAAGAAGUAGAAUGA